AGAGCUUCCGGUUGACAGGAAGACAAAAGCCUGUUGUGGCUGUUUUCAGGUUCUGGAGUAAUCGGUGUAACGGCUGCUGAGCACAAACGAAUUCAACAUGCCUCGAGUUUACAUCGGCCGGCUGAGCUAUCAUGUCCGCGAUAAAGACAUCCAGAGGUUUUUCGGUGGCUACGGGAAGCUGCUGGAGGUGGAUCUGAAAAACGGGUAUGGCUUUGUUGAGUUUGAGGACACCCGUGAUGCUGAUGACGCCGUCUACGAGCUGAACGGUAAAGAGCUGUGUGGAGAGAGGGUCAUGGUGGAGCACGCCAGGGGUCCGCGCCGGGACCGUGACAGCUAUGGAGGAGGGGGUUAUCAUGGCGGCGGCGGCGGUGGUGGUGGUGGAGGAGGAGGAGGUGGUGGUGGAGGAGGAGGAGGAGGAGGAGGAGGACGCAGUGGUUACAGCAGCAGAAGUCGCCCCGGAAGGGAUAAGUAUGGCCCUCCUGUUCGCACUGAGUACCGCCUCAUUGUGGAGAAUCUGUCUAGCCGUUGCAGUUGGCAAGACCUCAAGGAUUUCAUGCGACAGGCAGGUGAGGUGACCUAUGCAGAUGCCCAUAAGGAACGUGCCAAUGAGGGCGUGAUUGAGUUCCGCUCCUACUCUGACUUGCGGAGAGCUGUGGAGAAACUGGAUGGAACAGACAUCAAUGGCAGGAAGAUUCGUCUGGUUGAAGAGAAGCCGCGACGUCGUCGCUCCUCCUCUGGCAGCCGCUCUCGUUCUCGUAGCCGGCGUCGUUCCCGUAGUAGGAGUCGCCGUAGCAGCCGUUCUCGGAGCAACUCAAGAUCUCGCUCAAGGUCUCGCUCUCGCAGACACCGCUCCCGUUCCAGGUCAGGACACGGGUCUCGCUCCAAAUCGCCAUCGAGCAAGCCUCGCUCGCGCAACCGUAAAUCCCGUUCUCGCUCCCGUACACACAAAUCUCACAGUCGAUCAACCAGUCGCAAGUCUCGCUCCCGCUCGGAUGAGCGCAAGUCCCGCUCUAAGAGCACAUCUAAAGUGAAGUCGGAUCGUGGACGCUCCAAGGAGAAGUCGAUCAGCAAGAAAUCCAGAAGUAGAUCUGCUUCACCGAUGGAGAAUGGCGAUGGGGGUCGUGCCAAGUCUGCUUCUCGCUCUCCAUCACCUCAGGCUGAAAAGAGCCAAAUCAAGUCUCCAGACAGGCAUUCACGCUCUCGCUCAAAGUCUGGCUCACGUUCUAAAUCCAGGUCCCGUUCCAGAUCUGCCUCCCAAGAAUAGUAUUAAGUGCAGCCUGAAUGGUUUCCCCCCACCCCAUCUCCUUAAGAGACCGGUUGGCACGGAUAAUUUUCUAAUGUUCAUGAUAGGAUCCAGAUCCAAGGUGUUUCAUUUUUUUUAUUUUACCUAUCUUCUAUAGUAAAAGAGAAUCACAGCUUCAGUAUUUUACAUACAUAACAAUAGCAUGAAAAUAAGUGAUUUAAUUUAGUGUGCUGCAUGUCAGUCCUUUUUAUAAACCAUGAUCCUCUGUGCCGAGUGGCUGGGAAAGGACUCUCGGCAAGGAAACGAAAGGCCACUGCAUCUUGUGGCUUAAACUAUUAUCUGAAAACUCUAGACUUGCAUUUGUUCAUGUAAUAGUUCAUUGAAAACUUUCUGAUUUUGUUUUAUUAAAAUCCGUUCUACUUA
This is a messenger RNA of Cyprinus carpio (common carp), 1666 nucleotides long. RefSeq names its product putative splicing factor, arginine/serine-rich 1. Lineage: Eukaryota; Metazoa; Chordata; Actinopteri; Cypriniformes; Cyprinidae. Gene Ontology annotation, molecular function: mRNA binding. Gene Ontology annotation, biological process: alternative mRNA splicing, via spliceosome; mRNA splice site recognition. Gene Ontology annotation, cellular component: cytoplasm; nucleus; ribonucleoprotein complex. The record is from RefSeq and is a predicted model, not a curated record.